AGCGGGUCUUGCUGAGGAUGUGCUGUAGAUUUCCAGCGUUACCAAGAUGGAUCUGAACCAGAUGACCGGCGGGACGUCAUCGACUUCCCCACAGGCGUGGGGUCAGCCGUCCGGCUUCUUAACUCAGCAAACGGCCUCCUACACUCCACCCUCGAGCGCCCAGCUUCCGCCUCUCGAGCCACACCUGUCCUCCCUCGUUGAUUCUCUGGUCGACACGCCAACGAAUACACAGCAACCCCAGCGUCGUGAGACACCACCCAACACGAACACCGAGAUCUCACAGCCGACCAUGGCGGCCGCACUCGGCGCUGACUUCGAUGUGAGGAACGCCGCUUCGCUGCUGAGGCUGCGGGAGAUCCUCAAGUCCGACGACAACGUCGAGGCGCUCAGCGGCCUGCUCAGGAGCCUGCGGCGAGAUACGGGAGGCGCCGACCGACAAGACGCACCACCCGGCUUCUCGCCCCACUCCCAACAGACCUACUCGCCAGCCUCGCAGGCCACCCAGCCCCCUCCACCCCCUCCCCCCGGCAGCAACCACCACAUGACCACCACCAGCCGCCAGAUGACCAUGAACCCCGCCGCCCAGGCUGUCGCUGGGUACGGGCGGGCGAUGACCGCCGGUCUGGAGGGCCUGCAUGAGAGGGAGGUGUCGGUGAUCGACUACACGGGUGGGCAGACGAUGCUUCUGUCGCGUCAGCAGACGCAGCCGACAUACCACCGCCCGCAGCAGCAGCAGCACCCCCCGAUGCAGAUGCCGAUGCAGCACAUGGCCCACCAGCAGCAGAUGAUGGAGGAGAAAAAGGGCGAGAAGGAGGGGGUCGCACGCGAAGUGCGCAGGAUGAUAUGCUACAAAACCAAAAUGUACGUCCCGACACGGGCCACAGGAAAAACCACUGCCAAGGCCAGAAAGCGGUGGGUUCUGCAUCGGUCUUUCCAUCUAUCUGUGUGUCGUGUUGUUGUGUGGGCCGUGCGUCUGUCUGUCUGUGCACGGACGGGAUGUGUCAUGCCUGCAGGUGUCCGUGGUAUCCACUGGGCAAGUGCUGGCGAGGCGACCAAUGCAACUUCGCACAUGUACACGAAGGUGUGUACGCAGCAAUCGAUCCACGAACGAACAAGCUGACUCCCCUCCCUCCCUACGUGGCGUCUGUUUCUACCUGCAGAGUUGCGUCCUGGUCUGGCUGAUGCUAAGGAGGAGGUGCGCACCCGCAACCCGACGACGAGCAUGCAGCCGCCUCCACCGCCGCCCGGCUACCAGAACGCCGCACAGCUACAGAAACUCGCACGCGCAUCCACCACUACAUUCAAGGAAACGGUACGGAGGGUGACAAUCAAAGUGACACACGUACGGACGCCCGUCAUAGACAUCUAAUCUACAUGUGUGUCGUUCGUGCGUGUGUAUACGUCAGCGCCCCGACGGCAUGUCUGAGGAGAUAAGUUUGAUCCGCACACGUGACCCCUACACCCCGGCUGAUGUUGUGCCAGGGUAAGUCAACACACCGCAAGAGCAGCACACCAAAGGGGAGGGGUGCACAUUCUCAAUCUGCUGGGUCCUCCUCCCUCCCUUGCUCAGAGCAUUCCUGCACAAGGUCGGCCAGCAGCAGCAACAGAAGCGCCCCACCACCCCCGCCCCUCCCCCCGGCUUCGCCACGCCCACACCAGCGGCCAACAGCGGCGGUCUGCCGCCUCUUCUCGGGCCCGAGCCCGACAGAAGCGCCAAGACCAUGCAGGAGUACACGCGUGCAGCCUACAGCCGCAUGCAGAACCAGCCCAACAUCCGAUCGCCCACCUCGGGGCCCGAGGGGGAGGAUGCCUUGUCACUGCGACGUGGCGGUGGCGGUCAGACGGUGGUGUGGGGCAUGGGCAAGGACGAGGUGCUCGUGCAGCGACCACCUGGCCUGGUCGCCACAUCCCCUCCACCCCUCCACUCGCCACAGAACGUCCUCUCUCUCGAGUCACUGCUGGCGGGGCGGUCGAUGGCCGGGACUGAGCAGGCGGCAGAGGAGUACCAGCGUCGGAUGAAGGGACCCACAUCGGCCGAGACCCUCCCAGUCGCAUCGCACGUGUCAUCUCCCCCUCUGGGCGACAUCGACGUCAUGAGCCCCCAGUCGCUGCCCGGCGAGCAGGCAAGCGGCGGCGCGGAGGGGCCGCCCCCCUACUCGCCCCCCCUGGCUGAUGCCAAUCCCAUCGAGGUGGUGUCCUUGCCGCUGUUGCACGACCUGCUGGCACAGGAGGGCAAGAAGAACGAGGCGGCCGUCACCAGCGGCGUCAGCCCAUCGGUGGCCGAGCAAUCGGUCAGCCGCAGCGCAAGCCACACGUCCGCCACGCGGGACAGCUCUCGUCGCGGGCUGUCGGAGACGUCCCUUCCUGCCGUGCCCGAGGGCGAGCUCGAGAAGCAGAUGAUGCAGAAGCAGCUCAGCAAGAAGGAACAUGCCGCCGCCAAGAGCCGAUCGCUCGACACGCUGGAGCUCGCCGAGAAGGCCGACAUCGAGGCACUCAACCGUGUGGUCAUCGAGAAGCUCAGCGGCGGCCUGCAGGUUGGGACGGAGGGGCCAGUGGACAUCUACGCGUCGUUGGCGAGUGUGCUGAGCCGCAUCAAGCGGGCUAAACGCCACGAAUUUUUGAAGCGAAGAAUGAUGCGCUUCCUGGCUGCUGGGUCUUCGGAGGGCAUCAUCAACCACACCGUCCACAUCGACGACAUGCCGCUCUUCGUCACCGGUGACGCCGUCGCGUGGCCCAUCACACGCCUCCUCAAGUCGGCGGCCAAGGCCGAGGGCAUGCCGGCAUUCGAUGCGCCAUCGCUCGCCCAGUACCGCUUCGCCGACCACGAGCUCGAGGACCGGCUGUCCCCUUCUCUGGCUCUGGUUCCCGACAGCAGCGUGAGCGUCAAGUCAGUCAGCGAGCUGUUCCGCGGUGUGCUGGUGUGGACGAGUGCCAUGGCCAUCGUUGGCCGCAUCGAAUGGCACGAGGCGCACCAGUACAUGCAGCAGCUGACCGACAUCCUCCUCAAGAGCCCGCCGUCGCCUGACCCCACCGUGGUGUGCCUGUACUACGACCAGUUCUUCAGGUCGCAGGCCGGCCUCGCCGCGCCGCUCGACCCGGAGACCGACUUCCACUCCACACCCAUGCCAACGCAGACGUGGACAACGGUGUCGCAGGAGCUGCUCAGACACGCACACAAGAAGGCGGCGGCCGUGGCGGCAGACAGCGAGAGGGCGGCAGCACCAGCAGCAGCGGCAGCGGCUCCCUCCAUCUCGUCCGGCGACAACCGCUCGUCCACGCAGACGUCUCCCGUAGCGUCCCUAUCAGCCGGCCGGGAUGCCCUGGCACUGGCAACGGAAGUGGCGACAGAGAUAGCAGCCGAGUCAGCAGCAGCGGCGGCGGAGGAGCCGACCAAGGCCGACCCGUCGCCGACUGAGGCUGAGGAGGCCAUCGAGGCAGCGAGAGGUGACGAGGCGGGCGAGGUGGAGGGCGACAGCGUUGUCGAGGACGACGACGACAUGUAGACUGACACACAACCAAGGGAGGGCGGGAGGAAGGGAUGGGUGGGUGGGUAGGUUGGUAGGUGGUAGGCUGUACCUUAGUGGUGUUGAGGUUUGUAGCCGGCUUUGGUCUGAGGUGUAAUUGAGCCAGUCACUCGAUCAGAGCGGACGGGGCGGGGGGGAAAGGGGCGGCUGUUGGCACAUAUCCAGGUUGUGUCGUGUGGUGUGUGUAGCCGGGCCGGUCGUGGAGAGUGAUGAUUGACUGUUUGCUCGUGUGCUGUCAGUCAGUCAUCUGUCUGUUGCUUCAUUGCCUGUGUUUGCUGCUUGUGUCUCGGUCGAGCCAGCGGUCGGUUGUUGACUCACUCAUUCAUCCAUCCAUCCAUCGCUCGAUCGAUCGAUCGAUCGCUUGGCUAGACGAGACGAGCGAGGGGUGCGUUAAGGGCCACGAUCGACGUACGUAUACACACCCACAGAUACACGUACAGCCAGGAUUGUCUCGUCUUGUUGUGUCGAACAGCCAUGGUGUGAUUUCUGAUGUAUCGUGUGGCGUGGCAGGCCGGUGGGGUCCGUCCGUCAUCCGUCCGUCCGUCCGUACUCGUUGCCUUUUUCUCUUAUUUCUCUUGGUCCGUCAAGCUAGCCAGCCAGGUAGGUGUACAUACGUAUGUCAUAUCGGUAGUGCCUGCCUGCCUCCCUGCCUGCAGUGUGCCUGCCUGCUGCCGUGUUGUUUGCCCGCCCGCCAGCUGGUGUUUGUGUGUGUCUUGUGCCUGUCUGUCUGUAUAUCGCUGCGGUCGUCGUUUGUUUGGCUGCCCGACCAGCCAGCACACUGCACGCCUGCACACAUACGUACGGUACGUGAACACAUACAAACAUACAUCGUGGGUGACUGACUUGCGUGGGUACCAUGGAUGGGAUGGCACACUCAUACCAUGCCUCGCUUGUUUGGCCUUUGUAUGCAUGCACCGCACCCUGUGCGCAUGGUGCUGCUGGCUUGGUCGUUGUUGGUCAGUUGGUUUGUUGUCUUGUCAGUUCGUCCGUCCGUCUGUCUGUCCGUCUAUGAGAGCGUCUGUCUGUCCGUCCGUGUCUAUCUAUCUUUCGUCACAUCGUGGAACCCAACACGUUCACAUCCAUACAUCCAUCCAAGAUACAUGCGGUUGUCCGUUUGUUGCCACUAACUGCUUGCUGUAUAUUUUCUUGCUGCUUAUUAAGUGACUGAGUGACUGAAGUGAGUGAAGUGAGUGUCUGCAUGCAUGCGUGCUUGCGUGCAUAGGUUUGUACCUAUCUAUCCAUUCAGUCCGUCAGUCAGUCAGUCGACCCAUUUCUUCAUUGGUUGGUUUGUCGUCUCCGUGUCCGUGCAGUGCACCCGCCUCAUUCACUCGCCAGAUUGAAUGACGCUGGCAUGCCUGCGCGGUAGAACACCCCCCGCCCACCACGACGGCCGCACCGCACCGCACCGCACCCGUGGCAAGCACAGCCCUUCCUCAGUUGUGUCUUGUCAUUCAUGCGAUGCCGUGCUGUGUUGCCCGAGUGGCGUGGCGGGCGUGCAGUGUUCUUACAUACAUACCGACUGGCGGGCGGGGUUUGCGGUGCCGCCGCGUCCCCCUGCCGUCGCCGCCCACGGUUUUGCUCACUCUUCUGUCUGUCGGGACUGUUCUUCGGUCAUGGUGAGUGACGUGCUCUGAAAUGCUAUGCAUAGCUAUGAUAUCUCAUGCAGACGUACAUGAUGAUGCAUGGAAUUUGUUGGCGGAUGAUGGGUUUGUGAGGAGGGAGGGGAGGGGAGGGGAUGGACUGACUGACUCGUUCAUGGGUCCAUACAUACAUACACGCAUUACCCAUUCAAUCAGCAGUUGUUUGCUCGAGAGGAGUCUGAACAUCGGCUGGCUGGUUUGGCUGCCAGGCGGCAGGGGAGGGGGGGCGGGGCGAGGGUGUGGCAUUUCAUUUCUUUGCAGAGGCUGAGUACUACUGGCUGGCUGGCUUGCUGACCAACUACCUAAGCAGUGCUCUGCACCUGCCCUUUCAAUUGCAGGCAGACCCACCACCCCCAUACACACACACACACUCACACACACACGAGAAUGGUGCAAAUGGCGCUCCACGUCUACGUCUUGCGUGCCACACUCACUGGCCUGCAUACGCCUGUGCACAGGUAGGUACACACCCACUGUUUAUACCACAGGUGCACCCACUUCUGCCUCCCACUGACUCAUUGUAACUCACGGCGUUUUGUGCCGAUGAUCGGUGCCGACCAGACCACCAACAAGCAGGCAGGCAGGCUGGGCUGGGCUGGGCGAUAUCACAUCCGAUUCAUACGCACACUGUGGGUGCUCACAUACAUGGCCUGUCUGGCCACCAUGGAUGAGCCGCCUGUCAGUCAGACGUCUGAGUGAGAAGCCACCCCAUCCAAUCCACGCCACACACGCACACGUGCACGAGAAUUAAAGCCACGCUGCUGCGUCAGGUCAAGCAGGUGGGAAUUUGAUGACACACAGAGACAGAGACAUGGACAGAGAGGUGUGAGCGAGACUAUCCUACUCUCCUUGUGUGGAGUGUUGUGUUGUGUUAUGGCGGUGUCACUACUUGCUGCUUUGCUAUUCCAUUUUCCAUCAACCGCGUCUUCACUGCAGAGCCUUCUCCCGCAGAAGGUCAGCGAAGCGCGGCGCCUGCGUGCGUACCGAAAAGCCGUCUGACCUCUUUGUUGCUGCUGCGUGUGCUGCCUGGGUUGUGUUGGGUCGUGGGGUGGUGUGGUGUGGUGUGCGCGCGGUGCGGUGCAGUGACAUGACGUGAUCUCUUUCGGUGAGUACCCAGCUGCGUGUGCACAUAACGGCAGGCAGGCAGGCAAGAGAGAGAGAGAGAGGUCGGCAGGCAGACAGACAGACAACCAUGUCAGUCAGUCGGAUUUAAGGCAUACACCACUCACUGACUCGCCAAUCAUUACACUCACUACUACCUCCUACCCUACUGGCUGGUCCUACUACUACUGCUAUGCUAUCGUGCAGGCACUCUCUCCCUGUCUGUCUGUCUGUGUCAGUCAUGUGUUUACCCGGCUGUGUGCACGUCACGCCCACGAAUCAAAUCAAUCAAUCACGUGAGUCCAUAUGGUCAGGGGGAGGGUGGGUGAGGGGUGGGCAUGCACACAUACCGACUACUCUACUCUCGAUGGCAGGCACUUUUCCCCUAAACACUUGCUGCGAGCGUGCUUCGUCUUUUUCGAUAGAAGUGCUUCACUCCUACAUACAUACAUACCCGUUGCUAACGUGACGUGCGUGCGUGGGACACACACGACAGCAUCUGUCAUUCGGCGGCCGUAUGGGCAUUUCAAAAGUCAGUCAAGUGUUCUUGCCUGUUAUCGUGGUGUCCUGUUGUGUUGUGUUAAUUUCCUCCAGCGAACCAGUCAGUGUGUGUGCGUUGCGUAGCUAGCUAGGUCCCUUUCGCUCCUUGUUUGUUUUGCCCACCUGCUGUGUUUGCUGUGUGAGGGGGCUCAGUGAGCGGCCAAAGGGCAUUAUUCUGUGCGUCUGUCUGUCUGUCCGUGUGUCUGUCUGUGCGCCUGUCCACCUCUUUGUGUGUGGAGUCAACUAACUGCGUGAGAGGAAGUCGAUCGAGCGUUUCUUUCUUCUUUGUCUCUGUGUUGUUGUUGUUGUUGUUGGUAUGUUUGUCCGUGUGGCCGUCUGUCUGCCUGUCUGUCUGCCUGUCUGUGUGCGUGUGUAUCGUGUGUGCGUGCGCAGUGGUGUGCUGCAAGUUUUUAGUCCACAGUCAGUCAGCUGGCUCUCGGCCGCCAGACAGCUGGUGAGUGCGUUGUGUUGUUUGAUUUUCUGUUGCUGUCAGUGCACUGCCUUGUGUUGUGUUGUGUGUGGUCCGUAUGCUCUCCCUCUCCCUUUCCAUGCCAUGCAAGCCAGCUCAGCUCGCUUAACAAGUGUCUUCUGUCUAGGUGAGUGUGUGUGUGUGUGUGCGAGAGGUAACACCUCCCGAGCCACGCAUCCCUCCCUCUCCCUCGUGCUUGCACUGGGCUCACUCCGUGGACGUGACGGGCCGUGUCUUUGCAUGUUAUCUUAUGCUAUGUACGUGUGUCGAGUCGGCUCACUCACUCCUUCACUUACUCAUCGCCAGCCAGCGCCUUUGUUCGUUCGGCUGAAUGAGGUGGUGCGGGUGGGUGGGUGGUGUACGUGCGCAUGUAGGUAGGUAGGUAGAUUGCAUCCUCCUUUCGUCCCUCUGUGGCUCUCCUCUCUCCUCUUGUCGCUCGCUUUGUGGUAUUUUUGCAAUCAACAGAAUGGAAGGAUCGAUGGACCAUCGAUCCAUCGAUGGAUCGGUCGAUGGUCCGUCGACAACCCCAACACGCAGGGCGUGCAGUUGCAGUGCGGUGCACACAGACAGACGUCUGGGCAAGCAGGCUGGCCGUUCUAUGUGGUGCUGUGCUGCUGCUGUCCGUCUGCGUGUCUCUAUGUCGUCUGGACAAGACAAGACAUAUUAAACCAACGUACGUACACCUGUCUGAUGGAUGCAUGUGGCUCAUGCAGCGUGUUGGUGAAUUAAGUGGUCUGAUGUGGUGGUGUGGUGUGGUGUGGUGUGAUGGGUGUCUGAUGGCAUGUCUAUAUGGCAUGUGGUGCCUCCCUCGUCUUCUCGUGCACGAACCACACACGCCCGUGGUGGGUGGGUGGACGUCUGUGUUGUACGUGUUCCCCAUUCAUUGUGUGACGGUGUUGUGUAUGUGCCGCGCCAUUUUCGAAAAGAAUUACCGAAUUGUAUGUGUCUGUCUGUCCGCCCCCGUGCGGUCUGAGUACUUUUGCAGAUUGAUUAACGUACGUAUUCGCCACACACACGGAUUCAGUCAGCUGCGCAUGCUUGCAAUGCACGCCACGAAUUGAGUGACUUACUGGUGGGAGUCUGUCUCGUUUUGGCUGCCUCACUCAGCACACAGUAAGUAACAGCACACACACACACAGCGGAUUCAUAUGUAUGCAGAGCUAGCGAGGGGGGGAUAUCGACGUGACCGACAGACUUACUGACACCACACGGCACGGCAUGGCAUGGCAUGGACGCAUACAGACGAGACGAAGGAGGUAGGUAGUUUCCUCAUUCUGGUUCCUUCCUAAAUCCCGUUUCUGUCAUUUGAGGGGCAAAGGGGCCCGGCCGUGGGUCGCAGUGCAGUGCAGCCACGGCCAGCCAGGCAGUCAAGUCAGUCAGUCGAGUGCCCUCUGCUUGCCGGCAUGCAUAACUGUCCACAUGUGGGCACGUCAUGCGAGUUUGUGAGCCGCCUGGGGUGGUGGUGGGGUGACUGGGCGUCUUCUGUACGGCUCCGUGCAGUUCAGCCAGCAGUGUGCGUGUGCACUCACCUUGGUGGUCCUGUCUGUGAUGGCAUGCAUGAUGGAUGGAUGCUCGACAGACAGUCAGUGUGACACUCAACUAACCACUCAUUGGAAUGCACACAUACGUACGUACGUGUAUCCAACUCAGCAACUCCAUCUCUUCUUUCUUGUCGUACCAAAUUGAACAAGGGGUGGCAGACAGGGACUGACGUCAGACACUGGACUGUGGGGUUCUCACGAGUGAGUGCGAUUCCAUCCAUCGGUGCAGUCAGUGUCAUCAUCAUGCAAUGGACAGCGCCUGCCCACGGCCCAGUCGGUCCAGGACCAUACCAUUUGAUCUCAGGAUUUUCACUCCACUGACUGUCA
Vitrella brassicaformis is the source of this 9142-nucleotide messenger RNA. Lineage: Eukaryota; Vitrellaceae. The record is from the annotation of a GenBank genome assembly.